AUGACGGUCAAGACCUCUGAUCUCAUCGGGGCUGCUAUCGUCACUUCGUUGUUUCUCGCUGUGAUUUUCUUCUUCUCGGCGGGGCAUCGUAGAGUCGGGGAAAAGUUCGGGAAGGAGUCCGAUAAGCUGAAAAACCGAGGAUUCGAGUUGACCAGUGAUGGAGUCAGGAUCCGAACGAACAUCGAUCUCUCUCAAGAGGAACUCGUUCAACGCGCUUCUCAUCAGGCUCAAGUCGUCAAAGACAAAGUCCAUAACCAGCCCGGUUUCGUAAGCUUCGGCCAAAAAAGAUUCACCAGUUAA
Molecule: messenger RNA, 300 nt
Organism: Puccinia triticina
Lineage: Eukaryota; Fungi; Basidiomycota; Pucciniomycetes; Pucciniales; Pucciniaceae
Exons: 3
Coding region: 1-300 (99 amino acids)
Source: RefSeq, a predicted model, not a curated record